Messenger RNA from Papaver somniferum (opium poppy), 1840 nucleotides. RefSeq lists its product as uncharacterized. The record is from RefSeq and is a predicted model, not a curated record. NCBI's taxonomy places the organism in Eukaryota, Viridiplantae, Streptophyta, Magnoliopsida, Ranunculales, Papaveraceae. The transcript has 2 exons. The coding region runs from base 88 to 1629 and encodes 513 amino acids.
ACAGACUUAAAUCAUCAAACCAUUCAUAGCAUCAUUUCUAACUAGAGAAAAAAAUCAUUUGGUAGAUAACUGCGAGGAAUCAAUAUCAUGGCUCGUGCUAUGGUGCAGCUUUGUGUUGCAUCUGUUAUGGUCUUGUUGGCCAUGGGGUUUAUGGCAGAGGCAGCCAGAUAUCCACCUGGACUCGAUAAUCCAAGCCAAGCUACUUGCAAGAACAAGGAGUACAAGGAAUGUUACAACUUGCCUAAGGUUUGUCCUAUGUUCUGCGGCGACAGAGGUUGCCAUGUCAAUUGUGUUUCAUGUAAGCCUGUUUGUGGCCCCGAUAAUGGGUCAUCAUCUGAAACUAGUCCGCCACAAGGUGGUGACGAUGAUAAGGGAAAGGGUGAUGAUGACAACAAGAGUAAAGGCGACGACGAUAAAGAAAAGGAUGACGAUGACAAGAAAGGUAAGGGGGACGAUGAUAAGGAAAAGGACGAUAACGACAACAAGGGAAAAGGCAAGGGUGAUGAUGAUGAUAAAGAAAAGGAUGACGAUAAAAACAAGGGCAAAGGUAAAGGUGAUACUCCUAGCACACCUCCUGUAGCUACACCACCUUCAGAGCCAACUCCAUCACCUCCAGUCUAUCCUACACCACCUAACGAGCCUACUCCUUCACCUCCUGUGUAUCCUACACCACCUUCUACUCCUACUCCUACCCCAACAACUCCAUCCGUUCCACCAAGUUCCGAGGUUUCAGCAAAGAGACGAUCUAGGUGCAGAAACCCAAAGUACGGGAAGUGCUACAAUGCUGAGCAUGUUUGUCCUGCUGCUUGCCCAACUGGAUGUGUGGUUGAUUGUGUCACCUGUAAACCCAUGUGCAGCUGUGAUCAACCAGGAGCUGUUUGCCAAGAUCCAAGAUUUAUAGGUGGUGAUGGGAUCACUUUCUACUUCCACGGGAAACAAAACCGCGACUUUUGCCUUCUCUCCGAUUCAAACCUCCACAUAAAUGCCCACUUCAUUGGUAAAAGAAACAAAAACUUGAAGAGAGACUUCACUUGGGUUCAAGCCAUCGGUAUCCUCUUCGGUGACCACCAAAUCUAUAUUGGUGCUCGAAAGACUGCUGUUUGGGACGAUUCUGUCGACCGUCUAGGACUCACUUUCGAUGGACAACCCAUCUACUUGCCUGAAUCAGAAGGCGCACAAUGGCAAUCUGAAGUUGCACCAACUGUCACUGUAACAAGGUCAAGCACAACUAACAAAAUCAUUGUUGAAGUAGAAGGAAACUUCAAGAUAACUGCUAAUGUCGUGCCCAUUACCGAAGAAGAAUCUACGGUUCACAACUAUGGAAUAACUAAAGAUAAUUGCUUUGCUCAUCUUGACCUUGGCUUCAAAUUUUAUUCACUCGGUGAGAACGUAAAUGGCGUUCUAGGACAGACUUAUGCUAAUAACUACGUGAGUAAAGUGAACAUGGGAGCAUCAAUGUCUGUCAUUGGUGGAGAAGAUAAGUUUAUCACUUCAAAUGUUUUCGCCAAGGAUUGUGCUGUUGCUAGAUUCACCGGCUCUGCCUCUUCUAGCAGUGGAUCUUCUUCAGAGUAUGCUAGCCUAACUUGUGGCAGUGGAAUUAACGGACGUGGUGUUGUCUGCAAGAAAUAGAAAUCUACUCUUAACUUAUAUCUCGCAGCCUUAUACAGAUGGAUGAAGAAUAACACUGGCUUUUAACUUGUUUGAAUAAUAAGACUUCACAAACUUGUGAUAUUUUUCUGUUUGAAAACAAUUCAAUUAAUUAAGUUAUUGUAAUUGAUUUGUAUUUUCAUUUUUAUGUUCGUUGUAGUUGGAAAAUAACCUAAAGAUUUAUCAGAAAUAU